Molecule: messenger RNA, 990 nt
Organism: Mesoplodon densirostris (Blainville's beaked whale)
Lineage: Eukaryota; Metazoa; Chordata; Mammalia; Artiodactyla; Ziphiidae
Product: free fatty acid receptor 2-like
Exons: 1
Coding region: 1-990 (329 amino acids)
Biological process (GO): cellular response to fatty acid; G protein-coupled receptor signaling pathway
Cellular component (GO): plasma membrane
Molecular function (GO): G protein-coupled receptor activity
Source: RefSeq, a predicted model, not a curated record
AUGCUCAACUUGGAAAACUCCUUGAUCCUCACAGCCUACAUCAUCAUCUUCCUCACUGGUCUCCCUGCCAACCUCCUGGCGCUGCGGACCUUUGUGGGGCGCGUCCACCAGCCCCACCCUGCACCCAUCCACAUCCUCCUGCUCAGCCUGACGCUGGCGGACCUCCUGCUGCUGCUCCUGCUGCCCUUGAAGAUGAUGGAGGCCGCGUCUGACUUCCUCUGUUACCUGCCUAAGCUAGUCUGUGCCCUCAUGGGUUUUGGCUUCUACAGUAGCAUCUACUGCAGCACGUGGCUCCUGGCAGGCAUCAGCAUCGAGCGCUACCUGGGAGUGGCUUUCCCCGUGAAGUACAAGCUGUCCCGCCGGCCUGUGUAUGGAGUGAUUGCUGCUCUGAUCUCCUGGAUCAUGUCCUUUGGUCACUGCACCACAGUGAUCGUCUUGCAGUACAUGAACUCAACCCAGAGGGCCACAAAUGAGAGUAGCAUAACCUGCUGUGAGAACUUCAACCACGAGCAGCUGGAGGUGGUGCUUCGCCUACGGCUGGAGCUGCUCCUCGUCCUCUUCUUCAUCCCCAUGACGGUCACCAUCUUCUGCUACUGGCGCUUCGUGCAGAUCAUGCUCACCCAGCCCCAUGUGGGGGCCCAGAAGCGGCGCCGAGCUGUGGGGCUGGCUGUGGUGACCCUCCUUAAUUUCCUGCUGUGCUUUGGGCCAUAUAACAUAUCCCACCUGGUGGGGUUCCACAUGAAUGUAAGCCCCAGGUGGCGGGCAGAAGCCUUGGUAUUGAGUUCCCUCAAUGCCGGUCUGGACCCCUUGCUUUUCUAUUUCUCUUCUUCAUUCGUGCGCAGGGCCUUUGGGAAAGGGUUGCAGGCACUGUGGCAUCAGGGCUCCUCCCUGCUGGGAUGCAGAGGCAAAGAGUCAGCAAAAGUGGCGAAUGUGGACAAGGGUGUGAGUCAAAGAGAGGGAGCACCGAGUUCUGACUUCACCACGGACUAA